CCGACGGAAGAGAACGAGUGGAAGAAAGGGGAGGAGUGGGCUUGUGUGGAAGUUUUGUAGUGGAAGGAGAGAGGGUGCUGUGAGAGCGAUGGGGUUCCUGAACAGGGGGUAUGCUCGGGUUCUAGAUCGGACGGCGUCGGAGAGUGAGGUGGAGUGGGAUUGGUCUGCGGCGGCGGCGGCGGAGGCGGAGGCCGACGCCGGGAGCGGAUACCUUCAGAAGUUUGGGCUUUACGAGACUGUAUCGAAAUUCUAUAUGGUUGGAAGAGACAAGAGUAGAAGGCUAUGGAGAGUGUUAACAAUUGAUAGAUUGGAGCCUUGUGGGUUGAACAUCAGCGAAGACCCCACCGUGUACUCGGAAAUUGAAUGCUAUGACAUGUUGAACCGAAUACAUGAUGGGAACAAGUCGACUGGGGGACUAAAGUUUGUUACCAGAUGCUAUGGUAUUGUUGGGUUUUUCAAGUUCCUAGGGCCUUACUACAUGUUGCUUAUUACAAGAAGAAGGAAAAUUGGCACCAUAUGUGGCCAUGCAGUGUUUGCUGUCGCGAAGAGUGAAACAAUUGCACUUCCACAUUCUACUGUGGGGUCCGAUAUUGCUAAUUCUAAGGAUGAGAACAGGUUUUUGGUUUAUUCUGAAUGUGAAAAAUGUGUGAUGUCUCUUGUAUUUCUAAUGGACGCCGUAAUCAUUAGUGUUAAGCAAGUGUGCCAUACUGUCUCCAGAAAUGUUAUAUUGUUGAACUUCUAUUCUUCAUGUUUAAGCAUUUCAUUUUGUGACAGACCAUCUAAAUUAAUGAGGAAUUCCGUUUCCGAUUGACAAUCCCAAUGCACUAUGGGGGUUAUAUUUGUUGUAAUGAUGAGCUUUAUUUUCUUUUUGCUUUUGUUUAAUCCAUUCACUAGCUUAUGUUGUCCAAUUCUUCCGAAACCUAAAUGCUUCAAUGGUCCAAUUGUUUUUGUCAGCUAUAGAUGUAAUUUUAAUAGGAGUCAGUAUUGUCUUUGUAAGUAUUCCGCAUUUCCUUAAAUUUGUUUCAUUAGUUGAGGGCAUCUUUAUUUAUUUUAGAGUCAUUACAGUUUC
Messenger RNA from Phoenix dactylifera (date palm), 1069 nucleotides. The record is from RefSeq and is a predicted model, not a curated record. Lineage: Eukaryota; Viridiplantae; Streptophyta; Magnoliopsida; Arecales; Arecaceae.